AUGUCGCUCAUGGUCGUUAGCGUGGCGUGUGUUGGGUUCUUCUUGGUCCAGAGGGCCUGUCCACACACGGGAGUCCACAGAAAACCUUCUCUCCUGGCCCUCCCAGGUCCCCUGGUGAAAUCAGAAGAGACGGUCAUCCUGCAGUGCUGGUCAGAUAUCAAGUUUGAGCACUUCCUUCUGCACCGAGUGGGGAAGUUUGAGGAGCCCUUGCAUCUCAUCGGAGAGCUCCAUGAUGGGGGCUCCAAGGCCAAUGUCUCCAUCAGUCCAGUGACACCUGCCCUGGCAGGGACCUACCAAUGCUACGGUUCUGUCACUCACUCCCCCUAUGUGUUGUCAGCUCCCAGUGAUCCCCUGGAGAUCGUGAUCACAGGUAAAUAUGAGAAACCUUCUCUCUCAGCCCAGCCGGGCCCCACGGUUCAGGCAGGAGAGAACGUGACCUUGUCCUGCAGCUCCUGGCGCUCCUUUGACAUGUACCAUCUAUCCAGGGAGGGGGAGGCCCAUGAACUUAGGCUCCCUGCAGUGCCCAGUGUCCAUGGAACGUUCCAGGCCGACUUCCCUCUGGGACCCAUGGAGGGACCUACAGAUGCUUCGGUUCUUUCCGUGCCCCACCCUUCGAGUGGUCAGACCCGAGUGACCCACUGCCCGUUUCUGUCACAGGGAACUCUUCAAAUGGUUGGCCUUCACCCACUGAACCAAGUUCCAAAACUGGUAUCCCCAGACACCUGCAUGUUCUGAUUGUGUCCUCAGUGGUCAUGAUUCUCUUCACCAUCCUCUUCUUCUUUCUCCUGCAUCGCUGGUGCUCCAAUGAAAAGGAUGCUGCUGUAAUGGACCAAGAGCCUGGAGUGGAAAGAACAGUGAAUCCGGAGGACUCUGAUGAACAAGACCCUCAGGAGGUGACAUACGCACAGUUGGAUCACUGCGUUUUCACACAGGGAAAAAUCACUCGCCCUUCUCAGAGGUCCAAGAGACCCCCAACAGAUACCAGCGUGUACAUAGAGCUUCCAGAUGCUGAGCCCAGAUCGAAAGUUGACCACAGUCAGGCCUUGAGGGGGUCCUCCAGGGAGACAACAGCCCUGUCUCAAACCCAGCUUGCCAGUUCCAAUGUACCAGCAGCAGGAAUCUGAAGCUGUGAGUCUGCAUCUUAGGG
Macaca mulatta (Rhesus monkey) is the source of this 1147-nucleotide messenger RNA. It is a transcript of the gene KIR2DS4, whose product is annotated as killer cell immunoglobulin like receptor, two Ig domains and short cytoplasmic tail 4. NCBI's taxonomy places the organism in Eukaryota, Metazoa, Chordata, Mammalia, Primates, Cercopithecidae. The record is from RefSeq and is marked provisional. Gene Ontology annotation, biological process: immune response-regulating signaling pathway. Gene Ontology annotation, cellular component: plasma membrane.